Messenger RNA from Malassezia globosa CBS 7966, 1170 nucleotides. RefSeq lists its product as uncharacterized. NCBI's taxonomy places the organism in Eukaryota, Fungi, Basidiomycota, Malasseziomycetes, Malasseziales, Malasseziaceae. Bases 1 to 1170 code for a protein of 389 amino acids. The record is from RefSeq and is a predicted model, not a curated record. The transcript has a single exon.
AUGCGCGAUGCCCUCGCGGGACGUGGUCUCUGGCGCGAUGAGUGGGAAAUGAGCGGCCGUGUCGAGGCAGUGGUCGGCGAUCUUGCACGUCCACGACUUGGACUCUCUGAGAGCGACUGGCAUCACAUGGUGACAAGUGUAGAUAUCAUCGUGCACAACGGAGCCAUGGUACAUUGGGUGUAUCCUUACAGCAAGCUGCGUGCAGUGAAUGUGCUGUCGACGAUAGCCGUCAUGCACAUGGCUGCCGAGGGCCGUGCGAAAAGUGUGGCAUUUGUCUCUUCGACGUCGGCGUUGGACACCAACCACUACAUCGAGCUUGCAGACUCGACGCGGGGCGUGCCUGAGAGCGACAUGCUUGAGGGAAGUGCGCAACAGCUGAAGAGUGGCUAUGGCCAGACAAAGUGGGUGGCUGAGCGCCUGUUGAUGGUAGCCAGUGCGCGUGGCUUAGCUGCGGCGAUUGUGCGACCAGGCUACGUCGUGGGCGAUAGCACGACAGCUGUAACAAACACAGACGACUUCCUCUUCCGCCUUGUCAAAGGCAGUGCACAGCUGGGGCUGAUUCCAGACAUGGACAACACGAUCAACAUGGUGCCUGUGGACCACGUAGCACGAGUGACGUCAUUGGCGGCUCUGAAUGCCGUGGCCUGGCCUGAGCAGGAGACGACUCAUGCGACAGUAUUCCAUGUGACGUCACAUCCUAAGAUCCGCUACAAUGAGUUCCUCGGUGCCCUUGCGAAGUAUGGAUGGCCUGUGCAGCGUGUUGAGUACGUCGAGUGGCGCACGGCAUUGGAGAACCACGUGAUGGCGUCAACGACGCAUGCGCCAGGCUCUGACACUGAAUCCAACGCACUCUUCCCGCUGUUGCACUUUGUGCUUGACGACUUGCCGACGUCAACCAAGUCGGCAGAGCUGGACGACUCCCAUACCACCAAGCUGUUGUCUCGCGCACAUGAGCUGGAUGUUGUGCGGGGCGUCAGCCAGCCUCUGGUGGGUCUGUAUCUAUCGUGGCUUGUGGCAGUGGGCUUCCUCGCGCCACCCCCAGCUACUGGCACACGCUCGGUUAAUGAAGCAUCAGCGCCAUCCACGGCCAAUUCGCCUUUGCUUCCACUGCCGUCUCUUCCACAAGGUUCUGUGCUUCAAGCUAUGGGUCGUGGAUCAGCCGCCAUGUAA